Messenger RNA from Aspergillus homomorphus CBS 101889, 1326 nucleotides. Its product is annotated as Tm-1-like ATP-binding domain-containing protein. Bases 1 to 1326 code for a protein of 441 amino acids. The transcript has a single exon. Lineage: Eukaryota; Fungi; Ascomycota; Eurotiomycetes; Eurotiales; Aspergillaceae. The record is from RefSeq and is a predicted model, not a curated record.
AUGUCCUCAACUCCAUCAUCCCCGACUGUCCUCCUAGUCGGCACGUGCGAUACCAAAUUGGCGGAGCUGCUCUAUACACGUUCGCAACUGCUCUCAUCCUCCGCCGGUACUCCAUCACCAGCAGUGCUACUGCUAGAUAUCGGUCAUGAACCUCUAGACCACCCUGAAAUCGACAUUCCCCAUCCGAAGCUCGGCUCCGAGUACCACAAACACCAACACGCCAAUGAAUCAACCGACUACACCUCCCUCUCCCGCCAAUCCUACACCCAGGCCGUCACCGAAUCCACCACCCGCAUCAUCUCCGACCUCUACAAUGCGCACAAGAUCCACGCUAUCUUCGCCCUGGGCGGCAGCUGCGGCACCUCCAUCGCCACCGCCGCCAUGCGCCGCGCCCUCCCCAUCGGCUUCCCCAAAUUGAUGCUCUCCACCAUGGCCAGCGGCAACAUAGCCCCUUACGUCGAAGAAACCGACAUCAUCAUGAUGUACAGCGUCGUCGACAUCGCGGGAACCAAUUCAAUCCUCACUCGCAUUCUGGAUAAUGCAGCCGCGGCAGCCAGCGCGAUGGCUGUAUCCUACUUUCACCAUCACCAGCAGCAACAGCAAGCCCUAAACGCCACCAACCGCAAUCAACCCGAAAACAACUCUCCCAACCCCAAAAGGAUCGGAAUCACCAUGUUUGGCGUGACAACGCCCUGCGUCACCGAGAUUCAGCGCCUCUUAGCUGAGCUCCCGGAGCCGAACGAGGUGUACAUCUUCCACGCCACCGGCUCCGGUGGCAAGGCCAUGGAGCGGCUCGUCCGCGAGCACCAGCUCGACGCGGUCAUCGACCUGACCACAUCGGAGAUUGUCGAUGAGCUGGUCGGCGGCGUGCUCUCCGCGGGACCGCAUCGACUGGAGGCUGCGGCAUCCGCGGGGAUCCCUCAGGUGGUCAGCGUGGGCGCGUGCGAUAUGAUCAACUACGGCACAAGGGAUACAGUCCCUGAGAGGCUUGCAGACCGCAACAUCUAUGAGCAUAAUCCGACGGUGACGCUGGUGAGGACUACCCCCGAAGAGAAUCGUAAGGUGGGGAGGUUCAUUGUUGAGAAGUUGCGGGGGGCGCGGAAGCCGGAGAAUAUCGUGGUGGUCUUGCCGACUGGGGGUGUGAGUAAGUUGGAUGUCAAAGGGGAGGCGUAUUGGCAUCCGGAGGCGGAUGAGGUGUUGUUUCGGACGAUCGAGGAGGGGCUAGAUGGCUCUGGGGUGGAGGUAGUAAGAAGGGAGGAGGAUGUCAAUCAUCCCGGAUUUGCGAAAGUUUUGGUGGACACCCUAAGACUGGUGAUGGAGGAAUGA